UUUUUUUUUUUGUUACCAUUGCAUUCUAUUACUAUAAUUCUCUUCACCCCGGUCGAUUCCCAUUCUUUUUUUUUAUUGAUACAAUGUCACCCCAUCAUCUUCAUUAUCCUCAAUCUGUCAUUGUCAAUGUAUUACGUGCCAUUGUAUCAAGAUCAAUAUCAACUCAUCCAUCCACUUCAACGACAACAACUCAUUGGACAAGAUUACAUCAACACUCUAGUUGGUCAACAUCUUCGCGAAUAUCAGGAUAUUGGUUCUUUACUUCUGGAAUAUCAAGACAUCAAUUAAUGGCUUAUCGACUUUAUUCCUCCUCAUCACCUGCUAUUUGUAAUGGAUCAACAACAAACUUUGCUUCCUCAUUAUCUUCUUCAGCCACCUUGGAUUAUGACCAUUAUCUUCCUUCAAAAGAUAUAUUACUUGAAGAUAUACAACAUGACAAUCAAUUUCCAAAGAGUACAACAAAAAACAGUAUCAAUAACAGCAACAUUAACAACAACAACAACAAGAAAAAGAAAAGAAUAAAUGGUUUUGUGUAUCGACCCUUCCUGGACAAAUGGGUACUUGGCAAACAUUUCAAACUACCAAAAAAACUACCCGAGACGGUGGAAGACUACAAUAAGUAUAUUCUAUUUGCAGUAUUGAAUGAUCAACAAAAUAAAGCAAUCAAGUGGUUACGUACAAUGGAGAAACAACAAUUGAAACCUGAUAUACGGUCGUAUACGAUGAUUAUUCAUGGAUACAGCAAACAAUCUGAUAUGGUACGUGCGAUGAAAUGGUUGAAACGUAUGCGACGCAACAACAUAUCCCCUGAUGUCUAUAUCUAUACCACCUUGAUUGACGGAUAUAUGCGACACUGCAAUGUGGACAAGGCAGAACAACUAUUCAAGAAAAUGAUGCAAUAUUCGGUGCAGCCCAAUUUGGUGACAUACAACGUAUUGAUGCAUCACUCUGUAUUGAAAUUAGAUAUGGAAACGGCAGUCAAAUUUUGGGGUAAAUUGGCAGAGGCUGGAUUACAACCUGAUGUAUAUACCUAUGCGAUCUUCAUUCAUGGAUUAGGCGAUGAUGGAUUGGUGGAUGAAGCUUGGCGGAUCUUUGAUAGGAUGAAGCAACAGGGAGUGGAUAUCAACAAUGUGGUGGCAACGACCUUGAUGGGAAUUCAUGUCAAACACAAAGACAAUGCAUAUGCGGUUCAACUCUUCAGAGAAUUUUUCCAACGACAUGAAGAAAAACAUCAUCAUUCUUUGAUUCCGACUCAACAUACUCGUAAUACUCUACUCAAUGCAAUGAUGGGGAAUACCGAUUUGGAAAAGAUUAAUUCCUAUUAUCAACAAUUCCAAUCUAUGGUGAAUUCCAAUACAACAACAACAACAACAAAUACAAAUUCACCACUUUGGGGUGAUCACAUUCAACCUUGCAAUAAUGUAUACACAUAUACCACAUUUAUGCGGGCCUAUUUACGACGGGAUGAUAUUGGAAUGGUUAGUCAAGUAUAUCAAGAUAUGAUCAGACAGAAAAUCAGGCCUACCUUGGUGACCUUUUCAACAUUGAUGUUAGCUCAUGCAUUUGUGCCGGAUCCUCAUGCUUGCGAAAAUAUGCUCAAGGAAUUACAAACCCAUGGUAUCAAGAUCAAUGUGACACUUUACACAAUUGUUAUGCGAGCAUGGGCCAAGGCGAAACAAUGGGAUCAAGUUAAACGUGUUUAUGAAGAAAUGAAGACAGAAAAUAUUCAACCAAACAAGGUAACCAUGGAAGUCUUACGUUGGGCCAAGCAAAGACAUUAUGGAUUAUUAGAUUAGACUCCUCUUUUUAAUUGUAUUAUUUAUUGUACAUAUAUAUUUCUAUUUGAUUUCUUUUCCCUACUCUUCUCUCUCUCUUUUUUUUUUCUUCUUAUUAUUUAUUUGUUUAACUUUUUUUUUUAUAUAUAUAUUUUUUAUACCAAUAAAAAAG
Messenger RNA from Halteromyces radiatus, 1947 nucleotides. RefSeq lists its product as uncharacterized. The transcript has a single exon. The record is from RefSeq and is a predicted model, not a curated record. NCBI's taxonomy places the organism in Eukaryota, Fungi, Mucoromycota, Mucoromycetes, Mucorales, Cunninghamellaceae. Gene Ontology annotation, molecular function: protein binding. The coding region runs from base 84 to 1796 and encodes 570 amino acids.